AGGAGCAGGAUCCAGCUCUCCAGACUCUCUGUCUUCCUGUGCUGCACCUAACAGAGGCGCACCCUGGGAGAGCAACGCGUCUCCAUAGCAACCGGACAGUCAGGGCGCGGAGAUGAGGAGCGGGGCGGGGCUAGGCGGCCCGGGGGCGGAGCUCAGUCUGUCCGGGGCGGGGCGCGGGCGGUCCCAAAUCUCCAGUCCACACAGAGGAUUGCGCUUAGGCGGCAGGUGGAGAGUUCGCGCCCUGGGUAGCUGGAGCUUCUACCUGGAAUGGAGGAAGGAGAUGUCUCCGGUUCAUCCGUGCUGUCUGGGGUGACUGAUGGGCAGAACACGACAACAGACACAAACUCUGAGGUCCACCCGAAGCCCCUUGUGCUCAGGCUCCUGCAGGUGGAGAACGAGCUUGAGGGCGAAGAGGCCGAAGUGGGUGAGGAGGAAAGACAAGAAGAGGACAUUGAGGAUGACGAGUUCUCCGAGUCCGCUGAACUCUCCAAGACUCACAAAUCCCAUGAGGCCUCCACAUCCUCCAAGUCCCGCAAGGCCAGCGAGUCCCUCCAGGCUCGAAAGGCCAGCGAUCCUUCGCAGUCCCGCAAGGCCAGCAAUCUUUCCCAGUCCCGCAAGAUCAGCGAUCCUUCCCAGUCCCGCAAGGCCAGCGAUCCUCUCCAGCCCCGUAAGGCCAGCGAUUCCCGUCAGGCCCGCAAGGGCAGUGAACCCCUCCAGACCCGCAAGGGCAGUGAGCCUCUUCAGUCACCGCAGGUCCACGCGGGUGGAAAAGGCGACUUGCUUCCGAACGCGGUGAUUACGACCUCCCCAUCGUUGAUAGCCAGAUACCUGCCACGGCUCCAGCUGGCUUCCUUGAGCGAACACCCUGUUACUCGUGACCGUAUAAGGAAAUGUUUUUUUUCUAGAAAGCGAAUUGAAGAUCUUUCCAAACCAAAAAAGCAAUGGGGAACUCCGGACAGAAGAUUGUUUUGGGGAAAUCAAGAUCCUAUUCGCCCUAUUUCUGAGACUGCUUUGAAGGCUCAGCUGACCAAGAGACUUGAGGACCUUGCUCAGCCCAAGCUGGUCUCCCGACACUAUGUCCCUAACAGGGCUCAGUAUUACUACAGCUGCGGAAGACAGUCUGUAAUUUGGGAGAUCCCUCCUCCUGCGCUGUUUACUCGGCCUUCUAAACGGAUCCAGAGGCUGGCAAUACCUAACAGAUUCAAAACGCAGUGUCUGCUAGAUAGCGAAGACUUACCUCCGCCAGGGACUUUGCGUUUCUCUGCUCCGUCUGCCCGGAUUCUGCAGCUCUCCGUAGCCAAAGGCCCAGAUCCCAACUACGUUCCUCCAAAAAGCAUUGAAACCAAGAUCUCCUUCUCUACCCUGAGUGCUGUUGCAAGCCCCAGGAUUGUAGACCUUGCCCACCCGAGGAUCAAGAUAGAGGGUCUAUGCUAUGAGAGAGAAAAGAGUGAAUUGCCCAUCCGUCCCAUAUCCCCUGCUGCCCUGCUUGCCAAACCUACUAGCCGAACAAUAACCCUAGCCAAGUCCAAACCUGUUCAUGAAGAUUAUCUCCCUGUCCGAGAUGCCCGAUGGCCUGUGUCUUAUGCUGCUACCCAUCCUCGGGUGUCUAACAGAAUCCAGGAGCUAGCUAAUCCACCCCCAAGGGCUUCAGUGCAUGUCGUAUUCUACGACCCAGACGUCUUUAAAGUCAAGCCUGCUGCUUUGAAAGCGCAGUGUUCUGCCAGGGUCAUGGAGCUGGCGGAACCCAUCAUGCGCUAACUGCAGCAAGCCACCCGAGGCAGACACGAG
Messenger RNA from Peromyscus eremicus (cactus mouse), 1788 nucleotides. RefSeq names its product sperm microtubule associated protein 2 like (gene Spmap2l). The record is from RefSeq and is a predicted model, not a curated record. The transcript has 9 exons. Lineage: Eukaryota; Metazoa; Chordata; Mammalia; Rodentia; Cricetidae. Bases 268 to 1758 code for a protein of 496 amino acids.